Messenger RNA from Bemisia tabaci, 3226 nucleotides. RefSeq lists its product as uncharacterized. NCBI's taxonomy places the organism in Eukaryota, Metazoa, Arthropoda, Insecta, Hemiptera, Aleyrodidae. The record is from RefSeq and is a predicted model, not a curated record.
UUCCACUCAGUACCGGCUCGACCUUGGUUUCGCCUCUGUGUUGCUUCCACGCCAAACGGUUUCUUUAGUUUCAACGCAAAUUUCUUCUCGCCUUUCAACUAUAGUCAGUUUCGCCAAGUUUGAUAAGCAUCCGGGCAAAGUCACGUUGGAUCAGUUUUCACCGGGUUCGAUUAAUUGUUAGUUCUUCCGUUUGCUAGCCAUCGCCCGGAACGUUAGCAAUUUGACGAAGUAGCUCCGUCCUAUUUGACGUAGCGAAAGAGUCCUGAUUAAAAGUCUGUAUUGUAUUUUCUAUUUCUGAUUGAAAUCCAUCGGUAUUCAAUUGUUUUAAUUAACGUGAUUUAAUAACGCCAGACGUGAAAUUUCCUUCCGGUUUCUUUAGUUUCAACGCAAAUUUCUCUUCGCCUUACAACUCAAGUUUGUUUCGCUCUGUUCGAUGAGUAUCCGGGCGAAGUCACGCGUACUUUGAAUCAGUUUUCGCCGGGUUCGAUGAGCCACAGCAGUUUGAUAGUUCUUCCUUUUUAUAGCCACCACCCGUAACGUUAGCAAUUUGACGAACUCGUUCCGUCCAAUUUGACGUCGCAAAAGAUUCCUGAUUCACACACUGUAUUUUCUAUUUCCAAUUAAACUCCAUCGGUAUUCAAUUGAUUUAAUCACUCAAGACACAAUUAAAUACACCGGUACCGGUGUUUCGGUAGUUAAGCUAAACCACCUUUGCGUCGAAUGGAUAAUGAACCUCCAGGUGGAAAUUCCAAGACUUGAAGCUUAGUUGGGUAUUUCUCCUCGGUUCUUCGGUCUUCAGGUUCGAUAAAAGUAGCGUCGGCACCAUUCCGUCGACGACGAGGAUGUCGACGCCUGAGCGGCCGCGCUACAAGCGCAAGUUCGGCGGUUUCGUCCUGCCCAAGUGGAACGACGCGCAGACGGCCAAGUUCUUCCGACUGUACGAGAAGCACCGCUGCCUGUGGGACAUGCGGGACCCGGACUACCGGAACAUGGAGGUGCGGGCGCAGGCCUACCAGGACAUGGUCCUCAAGAUGGGCAUGAACUGCAGCGAGGAGAUCAUCAAGCGGAAGAUCAAGAACAUCCGCACCAUCUACGCGCGGGAGCUCAAGGAGGUGAAGCGCACCAGGAAGGCCGGCUGCCCGGACCGCGCCUACGUGCCCACCCUCAGCUGGUACCACGAGGCGGACCGCUUCUUGAGGAAUAUCGUCAGCGAGAGACCAUGCAGGCACGAUGAGGACGACCAGACGCAAGAAGCGACGGAGCAUCAGGAGGAGUCGAUGGACGACGGACAAGGGGACUGUCUGCCCUCGGAGCUUUUGGAGGGCGAGAUGAUCGAGGAGGAGGACGAGUUGGAGGAGUACGAGCCAGCGAUGAGGCAGCAGACCCCUUUGCGACUUGGGAGUAGCCUCAGUCACCACAGCCACGGCAUCCGAUCCCAGAGGCGCUCUAAGCUCCACCCUCGCCGCGGCCCAUCCAGACUGGCGCGCCCCUCCAGCUCAACCGUCGCCCAAAAAGCCCUCUCCAGGAUCUCGCAAAUUACCAAUACCUCCAAUCAGAUGGACGACGAGUUCGCGAUGUUCGGGAAAUUGGUCUCCUCGCAGCUCCGCUCGAUGCCGCUGGAGCGAGCCAUCGUCGCGCAGAGUAAAAUCCUGACGUUGCUCACGGAGGAGCGGGUCCAGUGGCUCUCCGAAGUGGAGCAGGAGAAGCAUGUCAGCACCAUCGUCCACAUCGGUGGUGACGGCCACGAGUACAUGGAGCUCCACCAGGAGGAGAGCCAAGAACACGAAGAGCAGGAGGAAACCAGCCAAUUGUAGUAGCUCCGCCAUACCAUCCCAAAUUGGAGGUCCUUCAUGCGUCAGGGAUUUAUGUUUUAAGUACUUUUUCUAAUGUCAAACUUCGCGAGGAACACGAUCGUGCCAUUGAUUUCCUAGAGCCGAACUCCAAAGCUCUAAAAAAUGAGGUCAUUGUGGAGAAGAUAUUUCUCGCUAUACCCUAAGAGUCAACCCUCAAUAUCCAUUCAGAUUUUCCACGCACAGAUAGGGAGCAAAUAAGAUAGCAGGGAAGAUGCCUUGGUUCCAAUAUUGGAGUCUCAAAGAAAGUGGCAACCCUCUGAAUGUGUUUGCUCCAUAUCUUUGCGUGGAUAGUUCAACUGGAAGAGGUGAACUCUCAGGGUAAUGUGGGAUUUUCCCUUCAUUUCGACCUCAACUUUAAGAAUUUUUUCCGAGCUUCGGAGUUCGUUUUAGAGACGCCAUCGUGUUUCUUGCGAAAUUUUACGAAAGGAUCGCCUAAAUCGCAAAUCACUCACUCGUGCAAGAGCUCCAUUGCCACAGGCUCAUCGGGCACGAUCAAUGCACUUAAAUAAGAGGGAGGUCCAAAGGUCGGUGCACAUGAUGGGGAAAAAACUGUGUAGAAUGUGCCCAAUAUGACACCACAGAGAAGCAAAGUGUCAAAUUUCGGAUUUUUUUACCUAAUUUUAAACGGAGGAUCAAAAAGGCUUAUACUUCCUCCUUUUUCCCUGACUAUUGACACAGAAUUGUAUGCCCUCACUUCAAAUUAGGCUUUCUCAAGAAAACGUGGUCGGCAUACUCCCAGGUUUCUGCCUCGCUUCUUCGUCAAUAUUUGAGUAGAAACUUCCUCUUUUUGUGUGAAAUUUAGAGAUAUCCGAAGAAAUUCAAAGAACUUUGAAUUUAUAUCAAUUUUUACACGUCUGAAAUUAUGUUACGCGUACCAGUUUUAGUUUUGAAAAGAGAGUACACUAUUUUUACCGUAAGAUUCGCCUAAUUUUCGACAAGGUAAAUGAUUUGGAAAUUCGACAUAUUCUUCUUAAGUCUGUCAGUCCAAAAAGGUAAUGUUUGUUUUUCGAGGUAUCCUUCUUUUACAAGUAAACCCUAUUUUUUUUUCAAUCAAAGGAGGUUGCAUUUUCAUAUUCUUCCUGAGAGUCUGAUGAAGAUAUUUUUUUAAGUCUUAAUUUACUAUUUUCCUUUUAAUUCCUCCGCUUAAGCACUUGUCUUGUCACUACACCGUGACAUUGAGUUAUCUAUAUCAUUCAACUAAACCAUAUAACGGCAAGUUUCACCAUUUUGUGAGUCCGUUGCUGUGUUAUUUAAUAUUGCAAGCACGCAGAAUUUAUUUUUUGUAUGAUACAUUGAAUGUUGUGUCUUGUACAUGAAAUUUCUUGUGGAUUUAUGUUAUUUUGUAAAAUAAUAAACUAUUUUUAUUAUGUUCA